AUGACCAGGACGCUUGAGACUGAAAAGCCGCAAGCCAGCGUCGGACUGUUUGAACUUGAAAAAGCAGGAAAUGUUGAGACUGUUCGGCGUAUCAAGUUUACUUAUCCGCUGAAAUUAAUUGUACCAAAGUCGACCUCGACGUUUACAACUCUUUAUGUGCUCAAUUAUGGUGGUGGACUCGUCGCUGGCGACGAAGUUCAGCUUCGGAUUUCUAUCGGAGAUCUUUGUGUACUGAGUAUCCAAACACAGGGCAGCACGAAAGUGUUUAAGACAAUUGCCGGUAAGGGACCUUCAACUCAAAAUAUAAAAAUCCGCAUUGGCUCACAAGCGACAUGUCUCUCACUUCCCGACCCUGUGCAACCGUUUGCAGACAGUGUCUACACACAGACACAGGUUUGUGAAUUAGCAGAUGAUACUUGCAGUUUAGCGUUACUCGACUGGAUGGUGAACGGUCGCAGCUUGCUGAACGAACGAUGGGAUAUGACUUCCUACGUCUCCAAAAACAUUAUUCAGAGAGAUGGAAAGACUCUGGUCCGAGAUGUGCUUAAACUUGUUAAACAAGACCCACUCUCGGCUUGUCCCAUUGCGGAUAGAAUGGAACAUUUUGAGUGUGUGGGCACGCUUUUUCUGGUGGGGCCACAGUUUAGACAACUAAGUGAGCAGUUGUUAGAACAUCAGCGAUGGAAGCUUGACCGCUUGAAUAAAACCAUGAAAGCAGAAGAACGGCCAGUAGUGCUGUGGACAGCUUGUUGCAUUCGAGGAGUUACUAUUGUGAAGUUUGGCUCACUCGAUACCCAAAGUAGUCGAGACUUUCUACUUGACCUUUUCAAAAAUUAUGCUUCUCAUAUCAGUUUGGAGGCAUUGCGGGCAUUUAGGUAA
This is a messenger RNA of Schizosaccharomyces japonicus yFS275, 879 nucleotides long. RefSeq names its product urease accessory protein UreD. Lineage: Eukaryota; Fungi; Ascomycota; Schizosaccharomycetes; Schizosaccharomycetales; Schizosaccharomycetaceae. Gene Ontology annotation, biological process: urea metabolic process. The coding region runs from base 1 to 879 and encodes 292 amino acids. Gene Ontology annotation, molecular function: nickel cation binding. The record is from RefSeq and is a predicted model, not a curated record. The transcript has a single exon.